Messenger RNA from Oncorhynchus gorbuscha (pink salmon), 2843 nucleotides. Its product is annotated as calphotin-like. The record is from RefSeq and is a predicted model, not a curated record. The coding region runs from base 151 to 1971 and encodes 606 amino acids. The transcript is spliced from 13 exons. NCBI's taxonomy places the organism in Eukaryota, Metazoa, Chordata, Actinopteri, Salmoniformes, Salmonidae.
CAUCCACAUUGUUCCGUCCAUCAGUAACAUCUGGUUAUCAAACCGGGUCAAUUCUCCUGUUUUUCGGCACAUUUUUUAUUCUCCUCCAUCCCCGGGGAGGACAGAAAUCAAAGUUUAUAGUUCUUUCUUGCGUGAACUCAAAACCCGAACAUGCCCAGCAAGAGGAAGAAGAACAAGCGCCGCAUGCGAAGGGUGCAGGCCCAGAGGAGAGUCCUUGAGGAGCAGCAUUCUACUGGCGCAGGCAAAGGAACCCCAGGAGUGGCUGCCGUGGCACCCCCCCUUGAAAUAUUAAAUUGUCCCCCCCUUCUCUCACCUCCUCCAGUAGUAAAGGUACCAGUCAUAAAGCCCCCUGAAAUAUCCAAUUGUCACCCCCUUAUUCCCCCCACUAUAGUAGUAAAGGUCCCAUUCGUACAGCCACCGGCCCCAGUCAAAGUACCUGAGGCUGUGGUGACGGUGGUAGAGCCUGAAGUGGUAGCAGCUGAGAUUGAAGUUGAGACCCCAGUCGAAGCUCCAGUGGAGGUUGAAGUCGAGACCCCAGAAGAAGUUCCGGAAGAAGUCCCAGUCGAGGCACCAGAAGAAGUCCCAGUCGAGGCCCCAGAAGAAGUCCCAGUCGAGGCCCCAGAAGAAGUCCCAGUCGAGGCCCCAGAAGAAGUCCCAGUCGAGGCCCCAGAAGAAGUCCCAGUCGAGACCCCAGAAGAAGUCCCAGUCGAGACCCCAGAAGAAGUCCCAGUCGAGGCCCCAGAAGAAGUCCCAGUCGAGGCCCCAGAAGAAGUCCCAGUCGAGGCCCCAGAAGAAGUCCCAGUCGAGGCCCCAGAAGAAGUCCCAGUCGAGGCCCCAGAAGAAGUCCCAGUCGAGGCCCCAGAAGAAGUCCCAGUCGAGGCCCCAGAAGAAGUCCCAGUCGAGGCCCCAGUCGUAGAAGCAGAAGCUUCUGUUGAGCCCCCUACAGAAGAAACUGCAGCAGGGCAGGAAGUUGAAGAAAGCAUAAUUCCAGAAACUGAGCCAGUAACUGAGGCCAUACCCAUUCCUGAGGCCCCUGUGUCAGCUCUUGCUGAAUUUAAGGUUCAGGUCGCAAACUCCGUAGCCAUUACCACAGAGAUCGCACAGACUCAUGAUGAGCCGUGGCUCGAGGCUGAAGUGGAGGCUGAAAUAGUUGACGAGGUCCAAGCGAAAGUAGAGGCAGUAGUAGAGGAAGAACCAGAGCCAGAUCCCAUGGUCAAGGCCGAAGCUGCCCCAGUUGUAGAAGCUGAACUUGAACUGUCGGGAAUCAAAGACGGAGACCGUCCUAUCGUCAAAGCUGAAGCCAUUCCUGAAGAUAUUGAUGUAGAAGAGCACGAGACUGUUAUGACAGAGGCACCUGAAGAGGUUCCAGUGGAGACAGAAAUGAUCCCAGAAAAGCUGUGGAAGCCCGUGGAAGCACCGAUUGAAGAAGCCCCCGUAGCCGAGGUCGCUCCAGCAGAGCUCCUCAUAGAGGCCUCAGUAGACCCUGUCAUCAACACAAUGGCUGACUUUGCCAUCACAGAAUCUGUUCCCGUUGUGGAAGCAGCCAUGGCUGAACAGGUGUCCGCAGUCUCAACGGAUUCACUUGACGCCCUAUCGGAGUUGCUGAACGACAUCACUCUAGUCACUGAGCCCGCCCCUGUCACAGCUGAUAAAGUCAUUGACGAGCCAGAGUGUGAGGAGAAAGAGGUGACAGAGUUGAGGGUGAGAGACAAUGCACUUCCACCCAAUUACCGGCCCUGCUCGGAGGACCUGCUGGCUAAAGAGGAAAUUGGAGCCCAGAUGGAAAUCGAGGCUAAAAAGGAUGCCAUAGAUGAGAAGACGGUCCUUGACGUCAUCUCUGGAGAUUUAUCUGCCCCCCACCCUGUUAUCUCAGAACUGCAGUGUCACACGCAGCUCGCCGCCCCCAAGGAUAUCCCAACAGAGGCAGUGCUGAAUGGACAGAUGGCAGCUGAGGUGGCCAUUGAGGGAUAGAUCUCUAUGGAUUUCCUCAGUCAGUAUGAAGGACUAAAGAGAGCCUGACAGUGAGCCGACCAGCGAACUUUACUUUUCAUUUUUUAGGGCUUAAAGGAACCGCUGGGAAAUUUGACAGACAUCCAACACUCAGUGCCUUUCUUGUUUGGGUUCUUACAAAAAAAUAUUAAACAAGUUUAAAAUGCAAUAUGAAGGUGGGGGAAUAAGACUUUUUUGUUGUUGAUCAGAAUGUGACAAUUUGGAAUAAACAAAUGAUUGCUUUCAUAGAUUUCUGUAUCGCAUUGCAUAUAUUGUGGAUUUGCCUCAAUUUUAAAUGGCAUGCAUUGUGUAUGAAUACUGUAGAAUUAAUGAAUGUGGCAAUGGCUUGUCUUCACGUUUGUAUGGAUAAGGGAUUAAUUCCUUGUACACGUUUCCUGUUUUAACCUGGUUUGAUUCCUUUUUGUGAAGGGACAGUAUGGCAGUUUGUACAGUACCAUAGCUACCCCCUCUUCUCUCUAUCCCCAUUGUGGUUAUUUUGUUUUUUUCAGGGACUGUAUGAUGACAGCUCCACCCUCUUUACUGUGUAGUGUCAGUGUGUCUACAGUCCCAAGUCUGUCCUGGGCAAUGUGAAAUGGUGUGUAGUUUUAGGUCCUCUGACCAGAUGCUCUUAACAUUUAAUUACCUAUGCUGCCAAUUUAAAAUAGAGUACGGGGGCCUGUAGAUCCUGUUUUUAGUGUUUCUUUUCUUUUUCUGUUUUGUAUAGACCAUAUGAUGUGGUACGACCGCUGUUUGUGUUCAGUUACGUGCUCUGGAAGAGACCAUGGAGUUGUCAUGUAAUUGAGGAGCUGGGUUGGAUUUCAUUCAGCUUUUUGAAUAAAGAUGUUACUCACCAA